UCGAUACUGACUCCCGGUUUUGACCCUUUUCCGCUUUUGACCUACGGCUUCGGACUCUCCUCUGAUUGGUAGCUCUGCUACUGAAAAAAAGCCCGAUCCAUUCAUGGAAAUGGGAGCGAUCGGUGCUUUAUCACUGUGUGUGGAAACACCUAGAGCCGUGUUUGGUGUGCCCCUCAUUAGUCUGAGGAAGAGUGGACAGAUGAGGCAGGGUCUUCCUCUGGCGCUCACACACAUGGUGGAGUUUGUGGAGAAGCACGGUCUCAGCAAGAUCGGCCUGUUCAUAGUCGGCGGAUCAGUACAACGCUGCAGGGACCUAAAGAAAGGUUUCGAUGAUGGAGGCUUUCCAGAGCGUGACAGUAGGGAUGUAGAUACUUGGGCCUCCUUACUGAAACAUUUCCUCAAGGAAAUACCUGGUGGACUUAUCCGGAGCCACACAAGACACAACUGCUGCAGGUGUUCAGGCGUUCCUUUCAGCCCCACCAUGUUUAAGGAACAGGGGCAGUGUAAUGCUUUGAUUAAGCACCUGCUGGACAAUCUGAUCCACCUGCUGCCAGACAUGUAUCUUCAUGCAUCCGCCAGCAACACAGCAGUGAGUUUAUUACUCUACUACUCACUCAUGUUAUAA
This is a messenger RNA of Puntigrus tetrazona (Sumatra barb), 625 nucleotides long. RefSeq names its product protein FAM13B-like. Lineage: Eukaryota; Metazoa; Chordata; Actinopteri; Cypriniformes; Cyprinidae. The transcript is spliced from 4 exons. Gene Ontology annotation, biological process: signal transduction. Bases 104 to 625 code for a protein of 173 amino acids. The record is from RefSeq and is a predicted model, not a curated record.